Molecule: messenger RNA, 4308 nt
Organism: Symbiodinium sp. CCMP2592
Lineage: Eukaryota; Dinophyceae; Suessiales; Symbiodiniaceae
Source: the annotation of a GenBank genome assembly
AUGGCAGCCACGCAGUCUCGAGCAUUUUGGAAUGUGUCACUGCCUGUACUCAAAAGCCCCGGAGGCGCCCAUAUCACUAAGUACCAGAUCGUGAAGCCGUACAAGGACGGCGUUGACUACGAUGACUUCCUCAUCGCACUGCCCGAGCGAGACCAUUUGGCCAGUUUCACGAAGGAGGUGCCCCUCUUCUUGCGAUACUUGAAGGUCGUGACCGAUCAGGAGGGCCGCGGCGAUGCCUUCGCUGCCUUCCUCGAGCGCGCAAAGAGUGGUCUAGUCGUUGAGAGUGAUGUCUUCAUCACAUCGGACGAACUCCUGGCCAUCAUGUGGAAGAACGGCUACUCCGAUGCGGAGCGCAACGCCAUCCAGUUUACGUUUCCAGGCGACUACAAGUUUCACUACCCGGAGCUGUCUGUGAUGUUCGACAUUCCGGAGGAGGAUACGUACAAAUUCUGCAUGCGCACUCGCAUGGAGGACAGCCACAUCGGUGAGUUGGAUCACUCCAAGGUGAAAAGGGAAGGACUCAUCCGAGACCACUGGCUGAUCUUUGGAACCGGCCUCUUCAUUUUCAAGACCUUCCCUUUCUUCAACUAUUACUUCGGUGUGAAGGUCUUCGGAACUUCCAUGUGGUGCUACACCAUGUGGCACCUUUUGAACCGCAUGGUGGCAAAGACAUGCCGCCGCAACGAGUACAUGGCCUCGCAGAAGACAGCGCAGGAGGUUAUGGAGGGUGAGGAUGCCAUCGUCGAGUCCAUGCGCAGAUUUGCCAAUGACGCGAAGUGCGUCGAGUACCUCAAGACAUUCAAGGAGGACUCCGAGGAAAAGAUUGCCAAGUACCGGAAGGCGCUGGUCUUGAAGAUGAAGGAUGACCUGUCAGAGAGGGCCCAGAAGCAAUUGCAGGCCAUUGCCGCUUUCGAGGUCGCGGAGGAUCAGCAGACCAACAAGGAGAGGACACGAGCACUCAUUGUGAGCGGGGCAUUCGAGGGGAGGAAGAACAAUUGGACGGUCGGUGCAGCCUAUUUGAUACAUUUUGGGAGGUUUUACUCGACGGCAUUCGACUCUUACGAGCGCCAGCACAUGGACUCCCUUGCGUCUACCACGACGUGGAGUGUUGCUGGGAACCGCAUGUCGGAUACUCUCCCUGCUGUGAUCAUGGUCUUCAGCUCCACGGACGAGGAGAUGGAGGGGGAGAUUUACUCCCUGACGAUGCAGGCUUGGGAGACACUGAUGGAAUGUGCCCUGAUUGCAUCGGGUACGGAGGACGAGUACUACAGAGGCUUGCCCAGGCCAGUCUAUCAGGAACAUGCUUUAGGGACGUUGUCCGUGCCCUGUCGACCGUUCCCGGAAGUGCUCUCCGACAACUUUCAGUGGGAGCAGCUGAAAUACUGGAAACGUGCUCCGGAGACGGAGGAGGAGAUCGAGGAGAUCCUCGACGCCGUCUGGGAUGCAUACACCACAGUCACUGAGAGUUGUUUUUGUGCCCUCGACGCGUGCUGCCUGUUGUCAGGCGGCACCAUUCACACUUUUUACUUUGUUCUCGCUGCCGCCGUUUUUACGUAUAAUUGCACUUUUGGCAGCUUCAAUCUCGCUGAGUUUAUCAACUGCGUUCGCCAUUCCGUUUGGGAGACAGGAUCAUAUUUUGGCGACUUCUUUAGCCAAAUCUUCAUCGCUCAUCGUAUGUCACAGGAGUCCCAACUCGGUACGCUGUUGGAGUCACGCAGUGGAGGCAUCUGCCACUACUGCCUCCCGACUGGCUACCAGUUUCAGAGUUCGGACGACAAAGCAUAUGUUGACGCCAUUGCGUAUGCACACCGGUGCAAUCGCUGUACUCUGCGCCACCUUGUUACGUGGGACCGUCCGAGAUAUGUGUCGGAGCGGUAUCAUCACAAGCUCCUCCAUCGCUGUCAGCAUGUCAUCUGCGCUGACCGGACGAAGCUUCGUGGGAUGCUCGCAAACAUCAAUCUGACUCACUCAAACCUUGUCGAUGAUCCCGGCCUGGAUAAGCGACACAGUUAUGAGACGUAUCUCGCCCACGCCGUACGCGCAGAACUUAUGAUCCUUGGCGGAUCCUUCGAGUUUUUGCCUUUUCCCAGUGGCCUUGGUGUGGCCACGCCGCAAGUGGAGACCUCUGAAGCCGCGACUGGACUUUCCGGCGGCACUAAAACACCGGCUGAUAUCGCCAGUCAGACCGGGGCAUCCAGAUUCAUUAAAGUAGGGGCUCCACUAAUCCCAUACACCACAGCACCGCCUGGCACGGUCGCCGACCACGCCAAGGUAAUUGUUGAAUGGGAGAAAGUUGAUCUGCGGAAAGACCUCGCUUCAAAGAUGGAGGCCUCAGCCGCAUUAGACGCAGAUGCCCAAAUUUGCGUAGUUGACGACGAACUCCUGGACACGCAUGGCAUCACAGCCAAAGCCAGGGUAUGUAUGCCGGGCAUCACGAACGAGGAUCUUGCGAAAAUCCACGUUGCAACCAACACGCAUGAGAACGCUCUUGCAGCGAUCGGGAACCGCCAUUAUGCGGAGAAAGACACGGAAUUAGAAUACGAAGGGAUCAAGAUUCGAAACGCGGUCGGAAACCCCUCUGAGCUCAUCAGACGUUCAUUGCACAGCUUCUUAGCCGAGAUUGUCCCAACCAUUAUGGAUAUUGACGAGGCUGAGAUCAAGCGCACCGACGUCGAGGUGGUUGAAAUUCCGAUGAGUGAGAUUGUGUCUGAAGCACACGGGAAAACCAUCUUCCCCAUCCACAAACUCAUCGCUGAGAUCGCACCCAAUAGCUUCACGGAAAAGAUGAUAGACGACAACUACGAAGCUACAUCCGGAUCCCAGAUGUUGAAAGACCCAGUAACGAAGGCAUUUGUGAAGCCUAAUGAAACACUGGGCAAAGUAAAACCGCGUCUGAUCCAGCAUAAGGGUCCACAGGGCACGGCUAUGAACUCACUGAUGAACAAGACGAUUGAAGAAAGUCUCUUUAGAUUAUCUUACUUUCUGGUUCGACCAAUCAAGGGGACGGAUCAUCGCGGAGUAAGCAAUCGCAUGCUCCAGUUCUAUCAGGAGUUCCGUGACGGAGGUUUCUCAUCGACGGACUUCGGGUCCUUCGAUUCCUCAGUCACAGAUAAAUGCACCAAGGACUUGCGGAAACCGGGUUUGCGCAGGAUCGUCGAGGAGGCCUUAAUGAAGGCUGUCGCCGAGAAAUUUCCCGAUAGUGCUGACUUGGGAAACGCCUCACGAUUGAGGUGGAAGAAGCAGGACAGAGUGCUCUUUGACUCAUUGACGCUACUGGUGUCUGUAAUGAUCCGAUACUCAGGGGAUGGGCUGACCUCGGUCGGCAAUUAUUUCAUCAACUGGAGCAUCGAUCGUACUGUGGACGCCUUGGCUGAGGGGUUGUUUACUAUCUGGGACUGGUCCAGCUACACGCUCGCCGAAAUCGUCGAAGCGUUACCAUCGUUCCUGGAGGAUAAGGCACACAUCGAGCACCUGCUAGACUUCGUGAAACAAAAAGCAAAGUACACUAGUCAGACCAUCGCUCGGGAGUCAAAAGGCGUACCAGUCAAGAAAGCCGACUCAGAAUUCAUGUGUGGGGAGGGAGAUGACAAAGUGAAAGCCUACAGGUGGAAAUUCAUCCAACACUUCACCUGUCGGGACAAGAAGGGAAAAUCGGCUCGUGAGGUUUUGGGCAUCAUUACAGGAGUGCUGUUCGUUCUCGCUGGCAUGUGUUUGGAGCCACAGGAUCGUUCAGGCAGAGUAUCCGUUGAUCGCCUCAUUGACCCGACGAACCGUAUCGAGUUUACCAGCCGAAUAUUUGUCCCGGUCCUUCAGGGCACCUACAUGGUCAGUUUCCCCAAAUUGCGCAAGACCUUUGCCGCGGCGACGGUGACAUUCAACGUCACCGACGUCUUUGACGAGGCCGCCGUAACAAAGAUGCUGUCAAUAAUGAGUAUGUGUGAUCAGUGCGUGCUCCAGUUUGCUUUCUACUCGAUGUUAUGCCGCUUUUACAUGUCACGCGUGAGGAACAACGUUAUCAAGACGAAUAAGCGGAAAUACGAGUGGUGGGAGUACAAGCUAAUACUGCUCAUUAGCGACAACAGCAUCGCCAACACGUUUCAGUCUGUCUACUCACAUCUCAAGGAAAAAGCGGGGCGGGCCGACCCCGGGAUACAGUCUGAAGUUGUUGCGGCGCUUGCAAAAGAAACGCGAUUGGAAAAACACCAGAUCAACGACUUGGUGGAUGCAUUUGAUGGCGAGCAAGGAGACGACCUUGGAUCUGUGUCAGCAUUAGUACAGCGCUAUGCUGCCGUGCUACCUCCCGUCUGA